UGACCUAUUGGCUAUAACAUUUUUCGGUUUAAAAACAUUUGACUAAUUUUUAAUAUGCCGAAUUAGGCGGAAUUUUUGUAACGAAACGAAUUUAUUUUUCAUAUUUCAGUACUGUGUGUAUUGAUAAAAUCUAAAAUGAUAUUUGUCAAAUAUUUGAAUUGAUACCAAUAGUGAUGGAAGAAAAUACAGAAAGACCAAAGGAAAUGAAGUUUUUCUUUGCGUUUAUUAAGACUAUAAAAGCCUUACUUUUAAUAUUCCUUAUAUAUAUUGUGAGUAACUUGCACUCCAAGUAUGUCAAUUUUUUAUUUGAAAAUGACAGAAAUUUCUUAUACCUCUCUGACUUGGAGCGUGAAAUGUCCUUCCGCACAGAAAUGGGAUUCUAUUACUCAUACUAUAAGACAGUUGUGGAGGAGAAACCAUUUGUUGCUGGCAUUUCUAAGUUGAUGUAUGAUCGAAUUGUCGAGUAUCCAAAAGAAGUAAAUGCGUUUAAUAGAUUUAAUAUACACCCAGAGGUCCUAGUAGGAGCUCUAUACCGUUAUUUAGCUCCAUGGCUCAAUACCACCACAUAUCGCCAGUGCCACAUCAUACACCGUGGAGAAGGUCACGAUCCAGUGGAAAGCUGUGUUGGUUUGGGACACCCAAUUUUCUUUUAUUUGGAGGCUGUGUGGAUCUUUGCUGGAAUUAAUGUUGCAGCAUUGUUUUUGCAUGCUUUGGAAUUAAGUGAAAGCUACUUCGGUGGUGGUCUAGCUGUUCUACAAUACUUUGCCAAUCAUGCGGAAUGUACACGGGUCCACUGGGCACCCAAUGAGAGGGAGAACUUUGCUGGGCCCUUAUUGUUAUUACAGACUUAUUUGCUGACCAUACAGAUACAUGACAAACGGAAUACAGUACAGCUACAGAUUGGAAUCUUACUACUCAAUUGCCUAUGUCUCCUAUUUUGGCAAUUCACACAAUUCAUAUUUCUUACCCAAAUUGCUAUAUUCUUUUUGAUGGAACAGUUGAGGGUUAUAGAAACACGGCAACUUUCUAUUUUACUACACUCCCACUAUUGUGGCUUACAUAUGGCAAUACUUUUACUACAAGGGAAUGAAAUGUUAAAAUCAUCGUUAUAUGUUUGUCUAUUUCUAGUAGUUUCUACAUAUUGUCUAUUCUUUAGUGGCCUUCGUAUAAAGGUCAAAAAUAGAUUUGACUUUUUGGUUGAGUCCUGGCUAGUUAUACUUAGAGUGGCUAUUGUUAUCUGUGGUUCGAUAUCUUUGAAAAAAAUAAUUAGCGACUUCCUAGAAGUGGAAGAGGACACGCAUGUCUGGGAGAUUCUAUUUUCAAAAUUCACAGAUUAUAAAACAUUCCAUACAAUGAUGUAUACUUGUUCCGAAGUAUUUGACUUCCUACCGUUGAGUUCUAUUAUAAAUAUGACUAAAACCUUUUUAAUUCCAUAUGUGUUAUUUGGAGUAAUAAACGCGGUAUACUUUUGGAUUAAUAAGAGCAAGACAGAAAAUGUUCAUAAGGGGAUAGAAGAGGAAAGACUGAUCGAUGACGAGGACAGCGGAAUUGAGAAUAAUGAAGCGAAUAUUCGUAAAGAGGAAACAGAUUUGGAUGUUUUAGAUAAGGAAAAAGAUAAUACAGAGAAGGAUAAUUUGAUACAAUUUCUCUCUGGUUUGUCUGUGGACGCUGCGGUAUUCUAUAAUAUAUCGCAGAUGGUUGUCUAUGGUGUUAUGGCAGCGUUAGUGAUGCGACUCAAGCUGCUAUUUACGACGCAAAUGUGCUUGAUGUCUUCUUUGGUGUUCAAGAAAAAGUAUUAUAUCUACCCACAUUCAGUUAUGAAGUAUUUAGUAUUAAUAUUGAUUGUGGGUAUUAUUCCUAUGCUGAGCAGUCUAGUCAACAAUGUCAGUAAGGAGAUGUCUCACGAAGGUGAAUUUAGUGAUUACAACCAAGAGGAACUUCUGCUGUGGUUAAAGCAGCAAGGGCCCGGGGCGGUAGCGGGUUCGAUGCCUCUCCUCGCCACGAUAAUGCUCACCACAAAGAGGCCUAUAGUUGCGCAUCCACACUACGAACAUUUGGAAGCGAGACAGCGUGCGUACACAGUAUACAAGAUGUACGGCCGAUUUUCACCGCACGAGCUCUACCAGGAGUUGAGCAAACUUCGCGCCACUUACCUCGUCGUUGAGACCAAGUACUGUUACGGAAGAAGCAGCAAAGGCUGCUCCCUAACCGAGAUAUGGGAUCUGGAGUCUCCGAAAAACCGCGAAUCGCCGCCCCUUUGCGACACGCUUCUAACAACGACGGUAGACCAUUUCUACCCGCUUUUUCGAAAUGCGCACUACGCUGUUUUUAGGAUACAUGACCUAAGUGUGAGGUAUAUGCCAAGGAGUUUUGACACUUGACAUCAACAAGUGAUGUGAACCUAAGAUUUUAGAAUUUGAGACUGACAUUGACAUUUCGUGAAAAUAUUUUUUUUUUAUUCACCCUUUUAUAAAUUUUUUGAAAUUAGGGAAUGCAAAUCCAGUAAUUUGUUUUCCCUCCGUAACUCGCAGAGAGGUUUCCAAGAGGCCCGAAGCUAGACUGAAGUGUCCAUUUGUCUUCUUCGGCAGUGGUAAUUUCCAAAUAUCUAUGGUGAAAUCAAAUUAUAAAAAUUAAACCAUAGUUUGUUAUCACAUUUUUAAUUAUCAAUCCGCGCCAAGAAUGACUCGUAUGUCAAAAAUAGCAAUUGUCAUACUUAGCGUUUAGUCUAUUCAUAAAAGAUUCUAGCUGCACUCUAUGAACUAAUCAUUCGUCUCUUUCUGUCAAAUUGUGUUAACGUUGUGACAGAAAGAGAUA
Messenger RNA from Pieris napi, 2814 nucleotides. Its product is annotated as probable C-mannosyltransferase DPY19L1. The record is from RefSeq and is a predicted model, not a curated record. The transcript is spliced from 10 exons. NCBI's taxonomy places the organism in Eukaryota, Metazoa, Arthropoda, Insecta, Lepidoptera, Pieridae. Gene Ontology annotation, cellular component: nuclear inner membrane. Gene Ontology annotation, molecular function: mannosyltransferase activity. The coding region runs from base 174 to 2381 and encodes 735 amino acids.